AUGGAUGCAAAAUCCAUUUCAGCCAUGGAGGCCAUCAGGGAUGACCCUGUGUUGGCUGUCAACUUGAAAGCUGGCAAGAUGUUGAACAUGCUGGACAGCUUGGGCUACAUCAGGAUUCAAAACCUGAAGCCCAGCCAGCUGCUGGUGCAUCCUGAGAAUAGGUCGGGUGCCAUGGUCAACCCUUUCAAUGUUCACCAAAAAGGCUGGCAAGCACUCAAAGUUGGCUGGUCAGCCAAAAAGCUUGAGGAAAGCUAUGCCCUUGAGGUCAGCCACAAUUGGUCGGUGAAACACAAGCAGUUGCAGGCCAUGCAGACACUGGUCGAAGCUAGCCAGGGUAUGCUGGCACCAGUUGCAGGAACUGAGCAGUACAUGUCCCUCAGUGCCAGUCACAUGAGCCAGUUCUGCAAGGCUGUUGGUGCUGGCUGCCUCACCCAGGAUGAAAACCUGGCAAGCAUCAACAAAGUGUUGUCGCUGGACACUCUCCAGCAAACAUUUCCUGAUGCUGGUUUCAAAGAGGCUGUUACCCAAGGCUGGCGCUGGCACUGCAUCGCCUUCACAGUGGAGGAAAGUAUGCCAUGGUUUGCCAGUUUCCUUCAGGGAGCCCUGAAUGCAAGCAAUCACAUUGCUGCCAAAGCAACAGAGAUGGAGCUGGCCAUGAGCAUUGCUGGCACUUACAAGAGGACCAAGAGCUUGGAGACAGCUAUUCAGACCUGCCGAAGCAUGAGCAACCUGAAGUACCUUAAGGUUGUUGGGGACUUCGUGAAGAACUAUGCUGGUGGAGAAGAUUUUCCAUUAGUGCAGUUCCUGGUGCAUUUGGAACGGGCCUUCAACUCCAGCCUAAUGCUGGGCGAGGAGUUCAUGACUGCAGUGGUUGGGACACAUUUUGGGUCCACCCAUACGACAUUUGCAGUCUGCAGGUCGAUGCUGAUAGCCGCAAAUUUGUCUUCUUCGAAACAACAAGAUGGAGUGGCUCGUUUGCUGGUUAAAACAGAUCUGCUGAAGUUGCAGCAAAGCUCCCAAAAAGGAAACCUUGAAGCUUGUGAGAAAUUGGGGAAGAUGCUGGUGGAAGAGCGCAUGAAGAAGAAUGACUUGCUGAAAUCUGAAACUGUGAAAGUGCUGGGCAGAUUCUUCAUUCGCUGUGCCUUGUACCUGACCCAAAAAGAAGGAAAGGGUCGGGAGAGCCGAACCUUUGGCUCUUUGAGCAGCAUCCAUGCCCAGUACAUGCUGGAAAACACUCCAGGAGACAGCAACAGCUCAAAUGGAGCUGGAACGACAGGAAAGCAAACAGUUGAGAAAGUGCUGUCCUUGCAGGAGGCAAAUGAUGCUGCAUGUAUUGCUGGUCUGAAGUACAACUGGUUGAAACCUGGGCAGUACUACUCGAAGAGAGACAGCAAGGAUGUCUUUCGGUUUGCUGGCCUCACAGCUGAGAAUGCAGAGUUCAUUGUUCGAGACAUGUAUGGCAAAGAGCAAGCAGUGCUGGUGCAGCAUGCUGAUUUGUUUCGCUUCAGAGCCACUGACAAGAAGCCUGCUAGCAUGCUGGACGAGGAGUUGGUGUCGAAACUGCAGCCUGAGAAGUGCUUGCAAUGGCAGCUGGAGUUGGAGAAAGCUCAAGUUCAAGCUUGCUUGCUGGAGAACAGCAUGGUGGAUUUCUCGAAGCUGGUGCUGACCAAUGAAUGCAAGAUUUUUGCUGGUGCCAAGAUUUUGAAAGGAAGCAUCCAGAUCUACCCAUUUGGCAUGGUUUCCUUGCUGAAAGAUGAUGAUGGUAAGAAGAACCUUGCUGGGUCCAAGGUGGUGGUGACCUACAAGAAGGGGAGAAAAUACCAAGUGCAGGCAUCCAAGUUUGAGCUGGCCAAAGCAAGUGGCGCCAUUCCACUGUUUUUUUGGGUGACUCCAGUGGAAACUCCAGAGGAAGCCAGCAUGGAGUUGUGUCACACCAACCACAACAUGCUGGAGAUCCCAUGCUUCAAGCCAAAGAAGCAGCUGGCAAGUGGGCAGCAGUUCACUUACUUCAAAGUGCAGGCUGACAAAGGCAGUGCUGGCCCAAAAGCAAAGAAAGCCAAGACCAGCUGA
This is a messenger RNA of Symbiodinium natans, 2070 nucleotides long. The record is from the annotation of a GenBank genome assembly. Lineage: Eukaryota; Dinophyceae; Suessiales; Symbiodiniaceae.